This is a messenger RNA of Polistes canadensis, 1206 nucleotides long. It is a transcript of the gene Sod2, whose product is annotated as superoxide dismutase [Mn], mitochondrial. Lineage: Eukaryota; Metazoa; Arthropoda; Insecta; Hymenoptera; Vespidae. The coding region runs from base 240 to 896 and encodes 218 amino acids. Gene Ontology annotation, cellular component: mitochondrion. Gene Ontology annotation, biological process: superoxide metabolic process. The record is from RefSeq and is a predicted model, not a curated record. The transcript is spliced from 3 exons. Gene Ontology annotation, molecular function: metal ion binding; superoxide dismutase activity.
AUUGUUAAUUUCGUAACAGGGAAACCCCGUUAAUAAAAUAAACAUUGAUCAUUUGAUUUAAGAGGAAAUUUAUCAUUUGGAAAUUACGUUUACUCAUACAUUGACUUUAUUAGUUUCAUUCGCUCUCGUUGCAGAGCUCAUUCUGCUUCGCGAGACGUCAACGAGAACCGGUUCUACUUUGCUUAAACUCGAAACAUAAUAAUUAAAAAAAAGUCUUCUUUUCUUAUACAAUAACAACAAUGUACGCCAUUCGGAGAAUUGUGACAGCUAAUAUCACUAAAGAUCAAUGUGCGAGAUUAAAACAUACCCUACCAGAUUUACCUUACGAUUACAAAGCAUUGGAACCAAUAAUAAGUGCAGAAAUUAUGCAACUACAUCAUUCUAAGCAUCAUGCGACUUAUGUUAAUAAUUUAAAUGUUGCCGAAGAAAAGAUGAAAGAAGCUGUUGCCAAAGGUGAUGUAAAUACACAAAUUGCGCUUGCUCCUGCUAUAAAAUUUAACGGAGGUGGUCAUCUUAAUCAUAGUAUCUUUUGGGCUAAUCUGUCGCCCCAUGGUGGUAAUCCAGAUGGUACCCUUAUCAAACAAAUAGAAAAAGAUUUUGGUUCUCUCGAAGAGAUGAAGAAGCGUUUAUCAGAAAGUACCAUAGCCGUUCAAGGUUCCGGUUGGGGAUGGCUUGGAUAUGAUCAGAAAUCAAAGUCUCUCAGAAUUGCAACUUGUGCAAAUCAAGAUCCUCUUCAAGCUACAACUGGUCUCGUACCACUCUUUGGUAUUGACGUUUGGGAACAUGCUUAUUAUCUUCAGUAUAAAAAUGUACGACCGGAUUAUGUAAAAGCGAUUUUUGAUAUCGUUAAUUGGAAAGAUGUCAACGCUCGCUUUAAACAAGCAGCUGGCCUCUAAUUGGAUUAACAUAUGAAAAAAAGCGUAAUACGGCACAUUGAAAAUUAGUAUUGUGCACCAUAUAAAACUCUCAUCGAUUUUAAUAUUUUCUUUUUAUAUAAAAAAAGUCUGAAAUAUCUAUUGAACUGUUAUUAAUUUAUAGAAAUAUUGCAAAUAAUAUUUUAGGUAUUUAUCAUAUGCGUAUAUAAAUAUAGUAAUAGGAAAACAAAAAUUGUAUUUACUUAUAUACAAUUUAUGUACUUUUAUCAUUAACUUUAUAUGCUCUGUAUAAAAACAGCUAACAUGGAAAUUAAAAAAUAAAAUUAUUAAA